Messenger RNA from Didymodactylos carnosus, 783 nucleotides. NCBI's taxonomy places the organism in Eukaryota, Metazoa, Rotifera, Eurotatoria, Philodinida, Philodinidae. The record is from the annotation of a GenBank genome assembly.
AUGAAUUUAUUUCGAAACGAUCCAUUUUUUUCUGGUAAUGAUAUGCUAUUUGAUGAUUUUAAUUAUCAACGUGCACUGCCAUUCUCAAAUCGUCGUGUUCACGGAGAUAAUGAUUACUCAAGCUCAAGAUCAAAUCGUAAUCGUGAUUUAAUGUCACGUGGUAAUAAUGAUGAUGAUUUAUUUUCAAAUCCAUUUGCAAUGAUGCAAAAUAUGAUGGGAAAUAUGCGAAAUGUGAUGGCAAACAUGGAAACACGUAUGUCGGAUCCACAAAUGGGUGCAAAUGGUGUUUCAUUUUCAUCAUCGACAGUAUACAAAAUGGAUAAUAGUAGUGGAAAUGGUCAACCACGCAUAUUUCAAGCAACAUCAGAAAGAUUAAGAGGACCAGAAGGUUUGGAACGUACUCGUAAAGCUGUUCGCGAUACCGGUCGAAAUUUAGAAAAAAUGGAAAUUGCACAUCGGCUCGGUGAACGUGGACAUCGUAUAUUACGUGAACGUGAUCCAAGCACCGGUCAAUUAAUUGAAAAUAAAGAAUUUGAACAUAUCGAUCCGAAUGAUGAAUUAGCAUUUCAAGAUGAAUGGAAUCAAAAAUCACGAAAUUAUGGAAAUUUGAAUAAUGCACUCUAUGAUACACGAACAAAUUAUGUACCGAUUGGUAGUAGUCAAAAUCGAUCAAAAUCAAUGGAUCGUGGUAGUUCACAAUUAGCAAUCGAUCAACCAUUUGAUGAUAAUAACAGAGAUACAUCAAAGAAGCGUAGUCAACAAAAAUAUCGUCCAAAAAAGUAG